AAAAAAGAGUGGACGUGAGCAAACUGUCACGUGAUGCAGCAGUUCACGUGACCAGGACUACACAUGACUUCCAGUCCACAGGCGCUUCCCGAAGAGCAAGGACGCAAAGAAGCAGAGAUGCUCCGAGCCGCGCUGUCUCCGCUGCUCUUGCUGCUGCUGGUGUCCUGCGCGUCCCAGGGCGAAGCAGCUCCGGACCAGGAUGAAAUCGAUUGCCUCCCCGGACUGGCCAAGCAGCCGGCUUUCCGGCAGUACUCCGGCUACCUCAAAGCAUCGGAUUCCAAGCACUUCCACUACUGGUUUGUGGAGUCGCAGAAAGACCCAAAGAACAGCCCCGUGGUACUUUGGCUCAAUGGGGGUCCCGGCUGCAGCUCCCUAGAUGGGUUUCUUACAGAGCACGGCCCCUUCCUGAUCCAGCCAGAUGGUGUCACCCUGGAGUACAACCCCUAUUCAUGGAACCUGAUCGCCAACAUGCUGUAUAUCGAGUCCCCAGCCGGGGUGGGCUUCUCCUACUCAGAGGACAAGAUGUAUGUGACCAAUGACACAGAGGUGGCUCAGAACAAUUAUGAAGCCCUUAAAGACUUCUUCCGCCUCUUUCCGGAGUACAAGGACAACAAACUUUUCCUGACGGGAGAGAGCUAUGCCGGCAUCUACAUCCCCACCUUGGCUGUACUGGUCAUGCAGGAUCCCAGCAUGAACCUUCAGGGGCUGGCUGUGGGCAAUGGACUCGCCUCCUAUGAGCAGAACGACAACUCGCUGGUCUAUUUCGCCUACUACCAUGGUCUCCUGGGGAACAGGCUUUGGACUUUGCUGCAGACCUCCUGCUGCUCUCAGAACAAGUGUAACUUCUAUGACAACAAAGACCCCAAAUGCGUAAACCAUCUCCAGGAAGUGUCUCGAAUUGUGAGCAGCUCUGGCCUCAACAUAUACAAUCUCUACGCCCCAUGUGCUGGUGGAGUGCCUGGCAGUGAUAGAUCUGGGGACACUCUUGUGGUCCAGGAUUUUGGCAACAUCUUCACUCGCCUGCCAAUCAAGCGGACACGGCAUCAGGGGCUGCUGCGUUCUGGGGACAAGGUGCGCUUGGAUCCCCCCUGCACCAACACCACGGCUCCGUCUACCUACCUCAACAACCCGUAUGUCCGGAAGGCCCUCCACAUCCCCGAGAAGUUGCCCCGCUGGGACAUGUGCAACUUCGUGGUGAACUUACAGUACCGCCGGCUCUACCAAAGCAUGAACUCCCAGUACCUGAAGCUGCUCAGCUCACAGAAAUAUCAGAUCCUGCUAUACAAUGGCGACGUGGACAUGGCCUGCAACUUCAUGGGCGAUGAGUGGUUUGUGGACUCCCUCAACCAGAAGAUGGAGGUACAGCGUCGGCCCUGGCUGGUGGAUUACGGGGAGAGUGGGGAGCAGGUAGCCGGCUUCGUGAAGGAGUUCUCCCACAUUACCUUUCUCACCAUCAAGGGCGCUGGACACAUGGUCCCCACGGACAAGCCCCGGGCUGCCUUCACUAUGUUCACUCGUUUCCUGAACAAGGAGCCUUACUGAUGUCUGAGGGGACCCGUGGAAGUCCUCAGAUCCAGCCCCUCCCAGCCUCUCUCAAGAGAGUGGGCUCCUUUAUGCAAAAUGCCCCUGUGGGGCAAGUCCUGCUCUAAAACUGCCCAGACUUCCCACAGCCCUGUGUAUCCCGGCCUUGGCCUUGGGCCAUCACAGAGACAGCCUAGGUGGGGUGACCUGACCUCCUCACCUGCUUUUAAAAAAAAUGCUCCAUCCCAGGACCCCAACAGAACUCUAGAGUAGCCCAAGGAGAGGGGGUGGAUGGAUUGUAAUUGAUGGUUGACUGAUUAUGAAAUUAAAUCGGGUAUAGCGUCCAA
Meriones unguiculatus (Mongolian gerbil) is the source of this 1868-nucleotide messenger RNA. It is a transcript of the gene Ctsa, whose product is annotated as cathepsin A. Gene Ontology annotation, biological process: proteolysis. The transcript is spliced from 15 exons. Gene Ontology annotation, molecular function: serine-type carboxypeptidase activity. Bases 64 to 1542 code for a protein of 492 amino acids. NCBI's taxonomy places the organism in Eukaryota, Metazoa, Chordata, Mammalia, Rodentia, Muridae. The record is from RefSeq and is a predicted model, not a curated record.